Molecule: messenger RNA, 989 nt
Organism: Triticum aestivum (bread wheat)
Lineage: Eukaryota; Viridiplantae; Streptophyta; Magnoliopsida; Poales; Poaceae
Exons: 1
Coding region: 9-764 (251 amino acids)
Source: RefSeq, a predicted model, not a curated record
GCUAUCAUAUGUACGCGUGUGAUUCCGACGGGCAGCCUCUGGUGGAGGUGUUCUCCGUCCGCGUCCACGGCGGUGAAGCCCCCACCGGCACCGUCAGCGUCUUCGACGGCAAGCGCGGGCAGAUCAUCUACAACAACACCCCGGAGCAUCCCCACAAACCAGCUGCUUCUUCCCGCCACCGGAGUUCCGGCAAGCUCCCGCUGACGGGCCCCUACCGAGCCAUCUCUGCAGACGGGUGCGUCGCCAUCGUGCUCGACCUCCAAGGUCGCUGCCAGAACAAGGCAGCACCGUCGCCGUCUUCUUCUUCAUCGUCGUACGUGUCUGAGAUACUUGUGGACGUCUACGACGAGAACACAAGGUACGACGAGGCCAUCACCCAUGACGACGGCUUCCUACAGGUGAGGUACGCGCUGCUGAGCGACGCCGUGGAAGCCAUCGUCGAGGUGAAGCUCCUCCGGCCACGAGCCAGCGGCACGGUCCGCGGGACGGUCGUCGCUCGCACUGUCCUAGGCGAGGUGGUGCUCUUCGACGUCGGCGAGACCACCAUGAGCAUCGGCAUGCAGGAGCUCACCGGCACCCUCCCGCUCGCCAGGUCGGUCGUCGCCGUCCAGCUGACGUCGUUGCUAACGAUCGAAGUAGAUCUGCGUCUCGAUGGCGACGAGACCAUGAGUGGAUCUGUUGCGUGCCAACCCAAACCCGGUACCAAGGAAGUUCGUGGCCUCGCUGGUGGUGAGGUGGAGGUGACCGUCACAUGGUUAGACUAGUCGCUCCAUCCAUCCUCUCGCGUUGAAUUCCUGUCGAAAGUAUAUACAAAUUGCGGUGUUGAACUUGGGUUAAUUAGUGGGUAGUAAUAGGAUUAGUAGCCCGGGCCUCUCGGAAAAGAAUAGGACUAGUUAGGUUUGUAACCUUCGCUUCUAAAAGCAUGUUGCUUUUUGUUGACACCAGAUUUUGGCAUGGUCAAGAACUUAAAUAAUAUGUCCUCAAAUGAA